Messenger RNA from Penicillium argentinense, 1914 nucleotides. Its product is annotated as putative GTP binding protein (GTPBP1). NCBI's taxonomy places the organism in Eukaryota, Fungi, Ascomycota, Eurotiomycetes, Eurotiales, Aspergillaceae. The transcript has 3 exons. The record is from RefSeq and is a predicted model, not a curated record. Bases 1 to 1914 code for a protein of 637 amino acids. Gene Ontology annotation, biological process: translational elongation. Gene Ontology annotation, molecular function: GTP binding; translation elongation factor activity; GTPase activity.
AUGACCGCCAAAGGCACGCGGCCAAUAAAUCCCGAGGAGAGGAAGAGGGGCGAGAUUGCCCUCAGCGAGUUCGCCGAGUACGCGGAGAAGCAACAAGCGCAUCGCUCGGUCGCUGUCGCCCCGAGCGACAGUGGUUAUUCCACCGGGGCCGCGAGCACGUCGCGCGAUGUCGAAGACCAUGCUGAGCUCGAGAUUCUGGACCAACUCGGGCUGUCCGAUACCCCGCGCACCAUUAAACUGAAGGAGCUGCUGCUGGGAACGGGGGAAGCCACCGAGGCAAGCCUGCAGGACCUGGCGGGUGCCAUUCAGAAUCGCAUUGACGAGGGCCAUGGAGAGACCGUUUUCGACCUCGGCCUGGAAGAUGGCGGCGAGACAAUGGGCUUCGACCUUCCCCAUUGGGAAACGGCCCUUCAGCGCCUGCGCGAGGCAGCGGAAACCAUUCCCGCCCAUUGUCGCAUACUCCUCACCUACAACGUCGGCGGCCCCAAGGAAUCCACCGUGAAGAAUGACCGCAUCAAGGGAGCAUGGGGUAAAGUCCUUAUCCGACAGGAUUGGUCUAACGUGGAGGAGAUGGGUGAGCUGCGCAUCGCUGUAGUAGGCAAUGUCGACGCAGGAAAGAGUACCAUGCUUGGUGUCCUUGUCAAAGGCGGCCUUGACGAUGGCCGUGGUCGCGCUCGAGUCAAUCUCUUCCGCCACAAGCACGAAAUCGAAAGUGGGCGGACCAGCUCCGUGGGGAUGGAGAUCAUGGGCUUCGACAGCCGUGGCGAUGUGGUCAGCCAUGCGCAGGGCCGCAAACUGUCCUGGGAAGAGAUUGGGAAGCGUGCAGCCAAGGUGAUCACGUUCUCUGACCUGGCGGGCCACGAGAAGUAUCUGCGCACCACCGUCUUUGGCAUGCUGAGCAGCAGCCCCAACUACUGCCUACUGAUGGUCGCGGCCAACAAUGGCAUGAUCGGGAUGAGCCGUGAACACCUUGGCCUUGCUCUGGCCCUCAAUGUACCUGUCAUGGUGAUCGUCACCAAAAUCGAUAUCUGCCCUCCUCAGGUUCUCCAGGAAACGCUGAACCAAAUCACGAAGAUCCUGAAGUCGCCUGGCGCGCGCAAGAUCCCCAUCUUUGUGAAGGAUAUGGAGGAAACCAUCAAUACUGCAACCCAGUUUGUCAGCCAGCGUAUCUGCCCCGUCUUCCAAGUUUCCAAUGUCACGGGCGAGAACCUGGAGCUUGUCCGGACUUUCCUCAACAUCCUACCUCACCGGGGCCACUACAAUCAGGAUGGACCUUUCGAAUUCCUCAUCAACGAUACAUUCUCCGUCCCACACGUGGGUACUGUGGUCUCUGGUGUUGUCAAGUCUGGAGUGAUCCAUGCCGGUGACCAGGUUGUAGUUGGACCCGAUUCGCUGGGCCAGUUCACGACGACAACGGUCAAGACUAUCGAACGCAAGCGAAUCCAGGUGAAUGCUUGCUUUGCUGGCCAGUCUGGAUCGUUCGCUCUCAAGCGGGUCCGCAGGAAGGAGGUGCGCAAGGGCAUGGUGGUACUGAUGAAGUCAGAAACAACUCCCAAGGUCUACCGCGAAUUUGUUGCUGAGGCCUCGCUAAACCACAGAAACCCUACAGUACUGAUCCUGUCCCACGCAACCACCAUCAAGCCGAAGUACCAGGCGAUGCUGCACGUCGGAGCGGUCAGCCAGACUUGCUCCGUGAUUGACAUUGACCGCCCCUUCAUCCGAACAGGAGACCGAGCUUUGGUUGCCUUCCGCUUUAUCCAACGACCCGAGUUCCUCGCUCUUGGAGACAAGGUGCUGUUCCGUGAAGGCAAAACCAAAGGUUUGGGCAUUGUCAAGAGCGUCGGGUACGAUCCUAACCACCCGCUCGACCCCCGGGCCGAGUCCUCCCAGUCCACCGAAGGAGACACGAAUUGA